AGCCAUGGCGUCUGGCCUCAACUUUUAUUUUUUAGAGUAGCUUUAGGAAUUAGCACGAAGUACAGACAGCUCUCAUAUGCUCUGUCCUCCUUAUCGCUAGCCUCUCUAGGAGAAGGAUCCUUGAAACUGUGUAAGUGAUGAUCAGGAGGAUUUGAGGAUUGACCAUGGGGGUGUUGUGAAGGAAAAUGAGUACAAAAUGAUAGCCAGGUCCCUGGUUUGGGCAACUGGUGGUGGCUUCAUUGAUAUAGGGACCAUGAGAGGAGGAAUGAUGGACUUUGGGGGUGACCAUGCACUCAGAGUAGGGCUUGUUGAAUUGGCAGCACCGAUGGGUGAUGCAGAAGGAGGUCUCCAUCCCUGUCCCUGGGCUGCAGCCACACAGGUGUCCUCUCUGUCUCAGCAGCAUGCUAAGGCUCCUCCUGGCCCGAGGCCUUGGCCUAUGCUGCUCCCUCCCCUAAUGAGCCCUGCCCUGUCCCUUAAGCAGAUUUCAGUCUCCAGCCGUUCAGCAGGGUGGCCUCCCUGACACUCCCCUGUACUCUCUCACAGUAUCUGAGGGUUUUCCUUCACAUCGCAGAUCAUGGUUUCCAUUUAUCCUGUUUCUGUGAGUGACGACUUGGUCAAUGCGCCUCCUUCCUCUCUUGUCUGCAAGCUCCGCAAGGACAGGGAUCAAGUGUUUCUUAUUCCUUCCUUUAUGCCCUUUAUGCACAGAGCCUAGCACAGUGUCUGGAUGCACAACUAUUCUAUGAGGAUUUGGUGAAUACUUGCCUGUGGCAUCUCGACUCAGGAGAUGGGUUUGAGCCGGCAGUGUGGACAGCGAGUCGCCAGCGGCCAGAUGGUGCAGACAGUGAUUGUAGCGGGGGGAGUGGAUGGGUUCACAAGGGAGCAGACAGGCCGAUGAUGAGAGGGACCCUGCAGCAGGUCCUGAAGGACAGGCAGACAGGCCCAUGACAGGGUGGAGAAGGGGUCAGCGGAAAUUCAGGGAGGGAGAUGUCAAAGCCACACUGUGCUGGGGUGACCAAGGCUAUUGUUUAUUGGGGGCUCAUGUGUGCCCUCAUGGUGCUGAGCCCUGGAUACACAUUAGCUCAUUUAUUCCUCUAACAACAUCGUGAGAAGGUUCUAGAAAUCCUAUGUAUUCCUAAGGAAACUGAGGCACAGAAAGGUUAACCCCAAGGUCACCCAGCAAAUAAGUGUGAAGUUAGUAUCUGGAACUCUCCCUAAUAUAAGUAUCGCCUCCAUCCUCCUGAAUUUUGCCAAACCUGCUGUGUUGGAGGGAGUGGAGGUCGAAGGGAGAGAACAGUGUGGAGGGUCUCUGAGUUGGUGGUGGAGGACGCACGGGGGGUGCCAGCCUCUGGGUGGUUAGAAGGCCAGGCCUGGAGGAGCUGGGGUGACACUGAGCUGGGAGAGCUAAGUGUCAGCUGAGCCGUCAAGGUUCCUGGAAGCUAGCGUUGAGCCAGGGACCUGAAGCUGGGGAGCCAGAGCAUGCAAAGCCUGAAGGAACAGCCCAUCUUGAAAGCCUGGAGGUCCAAUGUGGGGCAGGAAUUCUAACAGCCUCUCUCCUUCUCAAGCAGCUUUACAGUUCACAGAGCACCCUCCUGCCCUUUCUCAGACUUGGUCCCCUUGGGUCUCUGGCAUAGGAAGCAGCAGGGCAUCCGCUCCCCCUUUCAUGGCAGAGAGACCCAGCUUGGAGGGGGGUCGCUGGGGAUUACACAGCUAGAAAAUGAUGGAGUGAGGAUUCCAGCCCAGGCCUUCUGGCUUUGUGUCCGGUGCUCUGUCUAUCAAGUCGUGACUGUUAAGGGCCACCCUGAGGCAGAGGCAAACCCCAGUUUGCACUCCCCAGUGCAGGAAGUGGUUUUUGAGGGCAGAUGCGGAGCGCGGCAUCUGUGGCGGCUGUGAUGAAUCAUCGGAGUGAGAGCUGCAGGUUGCCCCUGGGUCAGCAGACCUGGCUGCUCGGUGAGUAGCUGUGUGAUGUUGGACAAGUCACUUCCAGCAGCUCACCACUACCCUCAACCCAACAGCCAGUGGGCAUCUGGGGCCUAGGAGCCAUAGCUGGUAUGAGUGUGAACUCUGGGCGUCAUAGCUGCCAUCCCUCCCCGGCCUGUUCCGAGCUCUGGAUUGGAUUUGGGAGAGGAUUUGAUUAGGUCCUAAACAGUGGCUCCAUGUAGAGGGCCUGGUUCAUUUCCUGUGUGCUUACAGCAGACGAGACAUGGGCAGAAUUAACCAGAGAAAUGAUGGAUGGGAAAGACACAGACCCCCACCUUGGGAGGGCAGGGCAGUGGCUGCCAGCACUCUGGACCCAAGGCCCUGGGUGAGCAGGCUGGUCUCUCUGGGACGUGCUGGCUGGAUUCUUGUUACCCCAGCUGGUUGCAACAGCUGCCUCACUGGGUCCCCAACUGCCUGUACUUCCGCUGUCAGAGCACUCCCCAUGCUCCUUGAAAGUAGUUGUCCAACCUCUGUUUUUUCUGCUUAACUGAGGGCGGAGAUUGUAUCUGACUUGUUCCCUGCUGUUCCCCCAGUACCUACCUCAGUGCGUGGAGAAUGAAUGAAUGCAUGAAUGCAUGCAUGCCUUAGUCCUCCCUGCCACCCACACAUCCGGCCCACGCUCCCCAGAGCAGCUUUGACACAGCGCAGCUCUGCCUGCGUUGUUUCAUUGCUCACAGGGCAAUCCCAUGCCCACCGUGUAUUCUGCAACCUGGCCUCAUCUUUGCUUCCUCUCCUGCCCUAAUUUUCUGCUACACUGGCCACCCCCUACCCCUGGGGUUCUUGGGUUUCCUGUAAUUGCUCCAGAGACUCCAUCAAACCACUUCCCACCCCAGCUCUUCCAAGAACACAGGCCUCACCAAACCUGCGCGCAGUCCCUGUUCACACAAGCCUGCCUGGGAGCACAGAAAGAACCAUGCGCUCUGGGCCCUGUUCGCCAGCAUCUGCUCAUGUGGGAUGCGCCCAGAUGUUUGAGACAGAGGCAGAUGAGAAGAGGGAGAUGUCCUUGGAGGAAGGGAAGGGGCCUGGUGCUGAGGCUUCCCCACCCAGCAAGGAGCCCUCUCCUGGGAAGGAGCUUCCUCCAGAACAAGACCUUCCACCCAAAAAGGACUCUUCUUCUGGGCAGGAACCCACUCCUGCCCAAGAACCACUGUCCAGCAACAACUCAGCUACCUGUGAAGACUCCCCUCCAGGCCCAGAUGCCCUGCCAAGCAAGGAUGCCCCACCAUGCCAGGACCCCCCUCCAGCCCAAGACCUCUCACCUUGCCAGGACCUGCCUGCUGGUCAAGAACCCCUGCCUCAUCAGGACCCUCUACUCACCAAAGACCUCCCUGCCGCCCAGGAACCCCCCACCCAGGACCUUCCACCCUGCCAAGAUCUGCCUCCUAGCCAGGUCUCCCUGCCAGCCAAGGCCCUUAUUGAGGAGACCACGAGCUCUGGGGACCUGCUAGCAGCCACCGGGGACCCGCCUGCGGCCUCCAGGCCAGCCUUCGUGAUCCCUGAGGUCCGCCUGGAUAGCACCUACAGCCAGGAGGCAGGGGCAGAGCAGGGCAGCUCAGGAGAUGAGAAUGCAGAAGAGGAGGGGGAGGAAGGGGAGGAAGGGGAGGAGGAUGAGGAUGAGGACACCAGCGAUGACAACUAUGGAGAGCGCAGUGAGGUGAAGCGCAGCAGCAUGAUUGAGACGGGCCAGGGGGCUGAGGGUGGCCUCUCACUGCGUGUGCAGAACUCGCUGCGGCGCCGGACGCACAGCGAGGGCAGCCUGCUGCAGGAGCCCCGGGGGACCUGCUUCGCCUCCGACACCACCUUGCACUGCUCAGACGGUGAGGGCGCCGCCUCCACCUGGGCCAUGCCUUCGCCCAGUACCCUCAAGAAAGAGCUGGGCCGCAAUGGUGGCUCCAUGCACCACCUUUCCCUCUUCUUCACAGGACACAGGAAGAUAAGUGGGGCCGACACCGCUGGGGAUGAUGACGAAGCCUCUCGGAAGAGAAAGAGCAAAAACCUAGCCAAGGAUAUGAAGAAUAAGCUGGGGCUCUUCAGACGGCGGAAUGAGUCCCCUGGAGCCCCUCCCGCGGGCAAGGCAGACAAAAUGAUGAAGUCAUUCAAGCCCACCUCGGAGGAAGCCCUCAAGUGGGGUGAGUCUUUGGAGAAGCUGCUGCUUCACAAAUACGGGUUAGCAGUAUUCCAAGCCUUCCUUCGCACUGAGUUCAGCGAGGAGAAUCUGGAGUUCUGGUUGGCUUGUGAGGACUUCAAGAAGGUCAAGUCACAGUCCAAGAUGGCAGCCAAGGCCAAGAAGAUCUUUGCUGAAUACAUCGCGAUCCAGGCAUGCAAGGAGGUCAACCUGGACUCCUACACACGGGAGCACACCAAGGACAACCUGCAGAGUGUCACGCGGGGCUGCUUCGACCUGGCGCAGAAGCGCAUCUUUGGGCUCAUGGAAAAGGACUCGUACCCUCGCUUUCUGCGUUCUGACCUCUAUCUGGACCUUAUUAACCAGAAGAAGAUGAGUCCCCCGCUUUAGGGGCCACUGGAGUCGAGCUCAGGAUUCACACCAGGCAGGCUGGGCCCCCUGCCCACCUGCCUCCCUCCCCCCUGUGACGGAGGGGGCCAGCAAGCCCCCAGAGGCUGUGUCUCUGGACAGACGGAUGGACAUAUGGAAGCGAGGCCUGGACCAAGAGAGGCCCAGGAUACUGGAGGAGUUGAAGGACGGGCCCCGUAAGGUCCCCACUGCCCUGGUACGAGGGGGCCCAAGGACUCUGGCAGGUCAGGGGCCCCAGCUGAGCCAGAUCUGGAGCUGCUGCUCCCUGCUGCGGAGACUGCAAAGGCUUUGCAUUGACCAAGUUCCUUAAAGAACUGGCUGACGGGGCAGAAGGUCCAGGCCUGGGCUCUCAGGCCCUCCUGGAGGGCCACUGGGGCUUGCAGCUCAGACCCCAACCUGGAGUUUUAUUUAUUUAAAUAGUAGUCGGAUGCUUGGCACGUUGUCCUGUCAUAGGAAACCCUUGCCUCAUCAGUUUUCCUGAUUUACAAGUGCAAUAUUUUAGCCAAUGCCUUGUGAGAAGCCGCCAUGCAAAGGUGGACACCAUUUUCCAGCUUCAGGGGAUGUGCUGGUCCCGGGCACCAGUCAUGGCCAGCUGGCCUUCUGGACUGAUGCAGUCUGGCUGCACACAGAGAUCUGGCACCCCCUGGGUGGGGUGUCCCUCAGGAGCUUUGGGAAAGCAUGGCACCCUCAGACCACACAGUAGCCGAGUUCUGGAGCAAAUAAAAGGCCUGUGUUAUUUCUCGUUCUUGA
Molecule: messenger RNA, 5260 nt
Organism: Saimiri boliviensis boliviensis (Bolivian squirrel monkey)
Lineage: Eukaryota; Metazoa; Chordata; Mammalia; Primates; Cebidae
Gene: RGS3
Product: regulator of G protein signaling 3
Cellular component (GO): plasma membrane; nucleus
Molecular function (GO): protein binding
Source: RefSeq, a predicted model, not a curated record